AUGAACCACCAGCUACCCACUAUGCCCCAUGGGCAGCCGCCUAUGGCUCCUUCCAGGAGACAACAAGACUAUGCUUAUAACCCAGGUCCUCCCAACAUGCGAUCCCCGCUUUAUAUGGGGGGGUAUCCGCCGCACAUGAACGGGAUGAACGGGAUGAAUGGGAUGAACAAUAUGAAUGGAAUGAAUGGCCAUAUGCCGCCUGCAUAUGCCCCCCAACAGUACAAUCAUUCAUGGUACCCUUACGGUCCGGCACAGCUUCCUCCACGCCAGUUCCAUCAUCAGCCUUAUGGACCAAUGAUGGUAUCCAUGUACCCGCCCUCACACCAUGUUAUGGCCCCGAGUCACCAUCCCCAAGUUUUACCUAUGCAGCCUCCGACAUCAACAUCGCUGCAACCAACCAUGUCCCCAUCGAUCCAAGUGCCUCUCCAACCUGAGCUCCAGGAUCAUGUCCUCUCACACCAGCCGCCUCUUCACCAAUAUCCCGUCGCGUCUUCCCCACCUCGAUGGGAGCCCAAAUCCAUCCCAGAAUUCAAACCGGCUUUUGUUGCUCCUGUACCCUGGUUAUCGGUGCCCGAAGCUUCCUUCCCCGCCAGAGCAGCACUGCGUCGAAGAAAUAGUCCUUUGCGAGACUCUGUGGAAUUCCCUAAGAAGGAUGGACAAUGGAUAAUCGGGCCGAGAAAGGGAGAAAUCGAGCCUAUCGAAGAGGUGAAACCCGCAGAUCUUGAGAUCAAGCUUAUUCCUAAGCCUCUGACUCCAACAACUUCUGUCUCUCAAUCGGAUGCAAACUCGACCCAACCCACAACUCCUUCAUCCAUGGCGAAGUCUGAUGCCCAGCAGAAGACUCCAAAGCCCACCCUGCCUGUCGUUCCUGUAGUGCCAAAUGUCCCAGCUACCCCGCGUCGCCAGACUAAAGACAGCCCCAGUGCCACAUCUGAGACUCCCAGAUCCAACCCAGUGACUGAAACGGACGCCAAUUCGGACUCUGCGAUCACCAACGAAGACCUAUCCAAGCCGUCGUCGCCUGCUCCUGCCACUGUUCCUAAGUCUUGGGCGGAGCUUCUUCGAUCGCAACAAGCCGCUAAGUCCGCUAGCGCAGCAGCCUCAACCCAGCCCAGCACAGCGACCACGCAAAAGAGCGAAACCCUUGCAGAUAUCUUAAGCAGCCUCGGUGACGAUGUCAGCAAAUAUAGCGACAAGAUUGCUUUCCUCGAGCCUCGAGGACUGGUCAACACCGGGAACAUGUGUUAUAUGAACUCUGUACUGCAGAUUUUGGUCUCAUGCGUGCCAUUCCAUCAGUUCCUUGACUAUGUUGGUCGCAGAUCUGCGCACAGCUUUCACAGUGAUGUGCCUUUGAUUGAUGCCCUGAUAAUGUUCAUGCGAGAGUUCCGUGUCAUUGAUGCAGCUACUUCUGAGGAGCAGCUCAAGAUGCGCUUGAAGCCCAAUGAGCUCGAGAAGUAUGGCGACUCUUUUGUUCCUGAAUUUGUCUACGAGAUGAUCCGGCAGUUGCCUCGCUUCAGAGAUAUGCGACGUGGCCACCAGCAGGACGCCCAAGAAUUUUUGGGCUUCCUCCUGGAAGAGCUCCAUGAAGAAUGUGACCGAGCUAUUCAACAUGCUCAAAAGGCUGAAGAAGCACAGCGUGCCGAAGGUGCUGUGAAUGGAGCAUCCGGUGAUGGGUGGUUGGAGGUUGGCCACAAGCAGAAGGCAGCCUUGACUCAGUCAUCUGGUGCUCACGCAACCGAAUCUCCCGUCACAAGGAUAUUCGGAGGCAAGUUGAGGUCGGAAUUUAAGGUGCCUGGCAACAAGACCUCGGUCACCAUGGAGCCUUACCAGCCCUUACAGCUUGACAUUGGAUCCCCCGAAGUCCAUAACAUCAUUGACGCUCUCAAGGGACUAACCAAACCAGAGAGCAUCCAGGGUGAUUUUAACUCGUCUCGUGGACCUAACGUCACUGCGACCAAGCAAAUCUUUAUUGAGACCAUGCCCCCGGUCCUCAUUCUCCAUCUGAAACGUUUCCAGUACGACAGUCUGACCGGUGCCACUCAAAAGAUUUGGAAGAAGGUUGGCUACCCGCUUGACUUGGAAAUUCCCCGGGAGGUCUUCCCUGCCCACCGACGCAACACUUUGACCGCUUCUGGUGGCCUUCCUCAGUACCGUCUAAUGGGUGUCAUCUACCACCAUGGAAUGAAUGCCAGUGGCGGACAUUACACUGUCGAUGUGAGACGACAGGACGGACGUGAGUGGAUCCGUAUGGAUGAUACAGUCAUCCGCCGCGUCCGCAGUGAAGAUGUAGCUGAAGCUGGUGGCGAGGAAGACCCCAAGGUGCUUGCAGCUGCCUUUGAGCAACAAAAACAUGAUAAGAAUCCUCGUGCCAACAUCUUUGACCACAUUGACCAGGAUGACAUGGACUCUGCAGACAAUGACAAGGGCUGGAGCCAAGUCAAUGGAAAUGGAUCUAGCAGUCACGCAAGCAAGAAAUCUGUCAAUGGCGUCACACCUUCUCCUGCUGCUUCCUCGGGCGUCCGAACUCCCAUAGGCAGAUAUGGCUCUCGCGAUAACCGCGUUGCCUACUUGCUGUUUUACCAGCGCAUGGCUUGA
Messenger RNA from Penicillium verhagenii, 2595 nucleotides. Its product is annotated as mRNA-binding ubiquitin-specific protease UBP3. The record is from RefSeq and is a predicted model, not a curated record. The transcript has 2 exons. Gene Ontology annotation, molecular function: cysteine-type endopeptidase activity; cysteine-type deubiquitinase activity. The coding region runs from base 1 to 2595 and encodes 864 amino acids. Lineage: Eukaryota; Fungi; Ascomycota; Eurotiomycetes; Eurotiales; Aspergillaceae. Gene Ontology annotation, cellular component: cytosol; nucleus. Gene Ontology annotation, biological process: protein deubiquitination.